GUGAUAACAAUUUCAGAUUUUGCAUUCAGGAAUGAAACAAUGUUUCACAUGCCAGUGUUGUCCAUGCCACGCUGAUGUCUACUGUCAAAAUGUGGUUGCUAAUUUUCAUUGCUACGUUGAUCAUUGGCUACUCAAGCGCCGACGAUUUGAAUGAAGCAUGCGUUAAUACACUCACGGGUGGACAACCAAAAGUUAAAGUUAUCAACGUUCGUCAACCAGGAAUUUUAUACAGUCCAGGAUUUGAAAAGAAUUCUAACUACCCAAAUAAUGUUCAAUGUGCAUACCAACUUCAAGCACCACAAGGAAUGCACGUGCGAAUUCAUUUUAAUGCCCUCGAUGUAGACAUCACAGAUGGCUGCGGGGGUGAUUCCGUGAGUGUCCAUGAUUUUGAGUCAAAUGGAGCUGGUGUUUUGGUGAAGAUGCACUGUGGAAACAGUUUGCCAAACGACUACGUAUCCAAUUCACACGCGUUUCAAGUCAUAUUGAAAACUGAUGAGUUUGGUGCUAAAAGAGGAUUCAAUAUCACUUAUUCUAUGCAGGCGAACACCAAUAUAUGCGAAAAGGGAAAGAAACAAUGCAGAAACAGAAACUGUGUGGAUUAUUUAUCUUUGUGCGACGGCAAGGAUGACUGCGGAGAUGGAACAGAUGAAGAAAGAUGUAGCAAACCCAUAGUUUACGGAACGUGUGGCAAACCAGAAAUAGAACCAGAAGAUGCUCCAGAUUUUGACAGAAUUGUCGGUGGUCGUGAGGCUGUGCCUGGAAGUUGGCCCUACAUGGCUGAGUUGCAGAUGGAUUUAAUUGAACCAAAUGGUCACGUUUGCGGUGGUACUCUGAUCAAUAGCCAGUGGGUGCUUGCAGCCGCUCAUUGUUUUAGUGAUCCACCAUUCAUGAGAGGUCCAAGCCAAUGGCGAAUUCAUCUGGGAAAACACAGAAAAUAUUUUAAAGACGAGUACGAACAAGUUCGACGCGCAGAGCGCAUCAUCAUUCACGACAAUAUCCCUCCAUCCAUAUUCGAAAGAGAUGGUCAGUUUGACAUUACCCAUGAUAUAGCUUUAAUAAAAUUGAAUGCUCCUGUUAAAUUCACAAAGUACGUGCAGCCAGCUUGUCUUCCAGAACUGUAUACAAAACUUGAUAUUACAAGCAACUGCUUUGGAGUUGGUUGGGGAGCAACUAGAGGUACUGGUGGAAGUGAUGUACUGAAACAAGCUUAUCAUCCAGUACAGAAUGACAUUGUGUGCAAGAGACUCGUAGGUGAUAGUUUCAUUCCCCAAACAAUGAUAUGCGCUGGAAGCAUGGCACCAGGAAACGGUGUUUGUCAUGGAGACAGUGGCGGUCCAUUAAUGUGUGAAAUAGACAAUGAAUGGACAGUUGUAGGGGUAGCUAGCUACGUGACAGACACAAAUAUGGAACAUGGACUAUGUGGUCUGAAAGGUAGACCCAGCGUCUUCAAUAAAGUUGCUCCCAAAGUAGCAUAUAUAAACAGAAUGAUUAACCGCUAUAGUUAAUACAGAAAUGUUAUAACAAUUGAAAAUUUCUGAGAUGCUUAAGAAAUUAAAUAAAUUUUGACGCAA
Parasteatoda tepidariorum (common house spider) is the source of this 1571-nucleotide messenger RNA. RefSeq names its product enteropeptidase. NCBI's taxonomy places the organism in Eukaryota, Metazoa, Arthropoda, Arachnida, Araneae, Theridiidae. Gene Ontology annotation, biological process: proteolysis. The record is from RefSeq and is a predicted model, not a curated record. Gene Ontology annotation, molecular function: serine-type endopeptidase activity; protein binding.